Closterium sp. NIES-65 is the source of this 1215-nucleotide messenger RNA. The record is from the annotation of a GenBank genome assembly. NCBI's taxonomy places the organism in Eukaryota, Viridiplantae, Streptophyta, Zygnematophyceae, Desmidiales, Closteriaceae.
AUGGAGCGGACUUCGUCGUGGCUGGUGGACAGCGGCGCAUCCUCCCAUAUCUGCUCGGAUCGUUCGCUGUUUUCGUCUCUCAAGAAGCCCAACGAAGAGAUCCUUGUUCGUUUUGGUGGAGGAGAGACUUACAAGGUCUUGGGAGUCGGCACGGUGGUGGCUACUCUUCGGUCACCAACAUCGGAAACCACCAUUCAGCUUGACAACGUUCUAUUUCUCCCUUCAUCAGUUCACAACCUGCUCUCUGUUCGUGCGCUUGGUGCUGCCGGCGUUGCCGUCUCGUUCCCCGCUGCUGGGCGCGUUGUUCUCACAUCUGAUGACGUUCCUAUUGGCGAGGGCUACACCCGCAACAAUCUGUUUUAUCUUCAACUGCAUCAUGGGAGCAGUGCUGCUCCUUCUAUCAAGCCAACUGCAUGUCCAGCCUCCACCACCACCUCCUCGUACCUCUGGCAUCGUCGUUUCGGGCAUCUCAACAUGCAGGCCUUGUCAACACUUCAUCGGCAGCAGCUGGUCACCGGUCUUCACCUCUCCUCCACCUCGAUUCCCCCCUGCAUCUCGUGCUAUCGUGGGAAACAAACACGUCAGCCAUUUGGCAUGUCCCAUUCUCGCACCACAGCCCCACUCCAACUCAUUCACUCAGAUAUUGCUGGACCGCUUUCAUAUGGAACUACCAUUGGCGGCGCUCGCUACCUUCUCACCUUCAUCGACGACUACUCCCGCCACAUUACAGUGUAUCUCCUACGCCACCGGUCGGAGGCACUUUCAUGCUUCAAGGCUUACGUCACUCGGCACCGUGUCAUCCUUUCUCGUGAUGUCAUCUUCAUGGAGCCCUCUGCACCGCCUUCCGACGACUCUCGCGACCCUCCAUCGUCAUCUCCACCCACAUCCUCCUCACUACCUCCUCCUACACACCCUUCUUCCUUGGACCCAAUCUCCCCUCCCUCUCCUUCCCCCACCAUACCUUCCUCCACCAACCCCCACCCACAAUCCCCAAACCUGCCCGCACCAGCCACAUCUUCUCCUCCUCCAUUGUUUUCCAACCUUCCUCUGCCCUCGACGCCGCAAGACUUUCACCUUCCAUCCUUCUCUCCUCCCUCUUUCGCCUCCCCCUCCCCAUUGCACGACUCGCUCCUCCCCGCCAUCCCCUUCAGCUCUUCCCGAUCCUUCCCUUUUCUCCUUCCUCAAGGUCUUACCAUCCCCUUCCGAACCCAUUGA